CUUGCCAGUCUGGUUGUUGCUAUCAAUAAAACAACUGUUAUUACAAGUGGUGAUUAAUGUCAAGUAAAUGUGUUAACAUUCCAGCUUAGCCAUGUAAUUACAUUGGGCCUGUUUAAACAAGCGAGAUAGACAAACGUGUAAUCGGGUUAGCACAUUAGCUUAAAAACUGCUGUUCAUUCGGAAACACUUUAGCUCCAUCUUCUGGAGAACAAGCACAGCUGCAAACAUCUGUCUGCUCAAACAUAACAGAGAGCACGUGACAUCACUGCAUUAACAUUAACACAGUGACUGCGGCCUCUGCCCUUCGUUUCAUGCUGCUGAAGCAAACAAAAGCCUGAAUGCAUGAAUUACCUGUUGGGUUCAUGACUGUUGAUCAUUUCAUUAAGCGUGCAUCAUAUUUUAACUGCUCUAAACUUGAUUUUGUAUGAACAAUCAUGAAAGUAGUACACUGGGAAAAUACUCCAUGACUCUAAGAGACUAAACGUAGUACCAAGUAUUAUUAGCAAAAUACAUCAGAAAGUCAUGCAGAACUCUGAGGGCCAUCAAAUUAUAUUUUGUAGAUAAGCAGCAAUUUCCUGUGAAGUGGUUUGUCUACUUUUGAGUGGUGUCAUCCCUCCAAAAGCAUUUUAGUGCAUCCUAAUCUUAUUCUGCGUUGUGACACGUGAUGUUAAUUAAUGUAGCAGAAUAGAAGUAGAAAGUAAAGCAAACGGAAAUCCAAGUAGCUUAUUGCAUUUUCUCGAAGGAUAGUAAACACAUCAGUCACAGUUCUAAUGGAGUGUUUCCUAUAAUGUGAUGAGGUUCUGCUUUUGCUCAUUUACAAAACAAUAGAGUUAAAAAAGAUGAUCAAAUUUAUGCAAAUGCAAUGCAGCCCAUACAAUCUUGUGUAUUUUAUAAUACACUUGAUUUCUGUUCAGUAAACUCUCUUUGAUUGCAUUCGUUAAACGGUGUUGACAGUUGGGAUGAGAAUGGCACCAACGGUCGUGUUGUGUACAUUUUGACAGUGAUUCAUAUUUAAAAAAUAAUCAACACUUGUGCAGAUAAAUCACUUCUCAGCAGCGGCCCUUGAGCUGUGGGACAAAAGAUGGACAAAGGACGCUCCUCCUUUGAAACAAUCAAUUAACGCAAUGCAGUUGAAAAUAAUGAAUGUGAAGAAUAUUUCAUGAAAGGAUCUCUGAGAAUCCUCCCUGAAAUCGUGUUUUCGUUUGUUUAUCUCCAGGAACAUGUCCAGUGACUUCCUUUAGAGGGCACCCUUUGUACAGAUGGGUUCUGAAUAGAGCGCCUAAACGAGCACUACCAGGUAAUCAAUUCACGAUCACAUGGUAGCGUCCACGAUCUGCUGACUUUCACAUUCCACAUCCGCCUGUCGGUCUCCGUCUCGGUGGCUGCGCGUGUGACGUGCGCGCGGCGCGCUGCACAUCUGCACGGAGCGCCGCUGCUGCAGAAGGACGCGUCCGCCUCCCUGAGCGCUGUCACAUGGGCCCGAGGACCAGGGAGCCGCUUCCUGAAAUGAUCCUCGCCGCUGGCUUCGUGUCGUUUUGGGGCUUUUACUCUGUAACGUAGCAUCGCGAUCGAUCCCCCCCCCCCCCCCCUCCCCCUCCCCCCGGCCCCCCCGGCCCGGAACCUCUUUCCGCAGUCGGCUCCCGGUGAUGAUCAGCAAAGUGAAGAACGCGAUGUCCACUCUGGUGGGCGGGAUGGUGCCGCACGGACACCACCACCAGCACCACCAGCAGCACCAGCAGCACCAGCAGCACUCGGGGGGAAGAGAGCCCUGCGGGGCGGACAGCCUGCCGCCGCGCUUCCCCUACGGCCGGCCGGACUUCUUGGACCUCACCCCGGAGCUCCUGCAGUACUCCACGGAGCACGCGUCACGGCCGGUGCUCACGGUGAAGAGGGACAGCAGGCUUCCGUGGCGCACGGGAUACGCGGAGGUGAUCAAUGCGGGGAAGAGCAUGCUGAACGAGGACCAGGCCUGCUGUGAGAAGGUGUUCGUGAAGAAGCCGAGUGGCAAACACCGUAACUCGUCCAUGCUGGAGGACAACGGGGAUGGCACAGGACUCCCUCUCCAUUUCUGGGGCGUGUUUGAUGGACACGCUGGCUCCGGAGCCGCCAUCAUGGCCUCCAAGCUGCUGCACCGCCUCAUCAGAGACCGCUUGGGAGAAGUCUGCCACCUGCUGGAGAACCCCGACUGUGCGCCGCCCAUCUGCCUCGCCAAGAACGGGAGCCCGUACCAGGCGGACAGCAAGAAGGGGGCCGCGCAGGAGCCGGAGGACCCCGACGCCGUCAGCGACGCCUCCGUGCGCUUCCACAUGGAGAAGGUGGUCAGCCUGGAGAGCCUGGUGAUGGGAGUCAUAGAGACCGCAUUCACACAGAUGGAUAACCUGAUUGAGAAAGAAAAAGCAUCAUAUGCCAUCUCUGGUGGAUGUUGUGCCUUAGCUGCCAUUCAUUUAAUGGGGAAACUCUACGUAGCGAAUGCUGGAGAUAGCAGGGCCAUAAUCAUACGAAAUAAUGAAGUUAUUCCGAUGACGAAUGAAUUCACACCAGAGUCCGAGAGACAGCGGCUACAGUAUCUGGGCUUCCUGAGGCCUGAGCUGCUGGGGAACGAGUUCACCAGCAUCGAGUUCCCUCGCAGGAUCCAGCACAGCGAGCUGGGCAAGAAGAUGCUCUACAGAGACCACACCAUGAGCGGCUGGGCUUAUAAGACGAUUGUGGAAGACGACCUGAAAUUCCCCCUGAUUUAUGGAGAGGGAAAAAAGGCACGCGUCAUGGCGACGAUCGGAGUGACCCGAGGGCUGGGAGACCACGAGCUGAAGGUGUACAACUCCAACAUCUACAUCAAGCCCUUCCUCUCGUGCGCCCCAGAGGUGAAGGUUUACAACAUGGAUGAAAUCCAACACGGCCCGGACGACGUCUUGGUCAUGGGCACAGAUGGAUUGUGGGACGUAACGACGGACCGGGAGGUGGCGGACGCUGUGACGGCCUACCUGUCCUGCUGUGACCCCUCCGAUCCAAUGAGGUACACCCUGGCGGCCCAGGACCUGCUGAUGAGGUCACGCGGCGUGCUGAAGGAGCGCGGCUGGCGGCUGCCCAACGAGCGGCUGGGCUCGGGCGAUGACAUCACCGUGUUUGUCGUCCCGCUGGCGAGGCAGGAGUCAGAGACAUGACGAGGUGUCCACCCGGUGUCGGCGACAGGGACGAUGCCCCCCCCCCCCCCUCCCUGGCCCCUCCUAGCUCCCUCCACCCCGGGGCCGGCGGGAGACGGAAGCGCCUUUGUCACAUGGGAGGCUCGGGUGGGACCAGCGGCCCCGUCGACCCGGUCCACAUCAUCUGGUUUGUCAUGUGACGGAAGGUUUGCAGUGACAUCACCAGAGUCUCCCUCUUCCUGCUGUUCGGUCGCCGGGCAGAAUUGAACCUCUUGUAUUGUAUUUUUGUUCUUCGGGUUGAUCAAUAGAUCCCUGUCUGUAGCGCAUGUGGGACGUGGAAGGGACCUCUGGGUUACUGAUGGAUGAAUGAAUGAUGCACAUCUACGUGUUGGUUCGUGAUUUCCUCCUAUUGAAUGUGCUUCUACUUUUGUCUUUACAAUAAAAAAAGUUUUACUUGGAUUCAGUAAAAAAAAUCAAAUGAAGGAAAGGGAUCUUUUUUUUUCAUUUUUGAACUUUCAGAGGAGAAAAGUAAUCUGUUAUCAGUAAAUGUUUUGGUAGAAUAAGAUGUGAUAAACUUCACCCAUAUGCCUUUCUAAGAGAUUUAAGUUUUUUCCCCUCAGAUGCACUAAAAUUGAUAUUUGUAGAAGAGCAUUGUAUUCCCUUAAAUGUACCGUAUACCUCUUUUUUAAAAUCAUCAUUAUGUUAUUUAGACUAGCCAUAUAUUUUUGAAGACAUGGUAGCAAACAGUAUCUGAAUUUUAUUUUUAUGUUUCUAUCCAUUGAGUGUGUGUUAGGAGAGGUGUGUCCUAGUGUACGAGGCAGAGGGAUAACGUGUACCAGCUUGGAAAUAAAUCUCAUUUUUCCCUUUUAA
This is a messenger RNA of Pungitius pungitius (ninespine stickleback), 4010 nucleotides long. It is a transcript of the gene ppm1j, whose product is annotated as protein phosphatase, Mg2+/Mn2+ dependent, 1J. Gene Ontology annotation, biological process: protein dephosphorylation. Gene Ontology annotation, molecular function: protein serine/threonine phosphatase activity. The transcript is spliced from 10 exons. Lineage: Eukaryota; Metazoa; Chordata; Actinopteri; Perciformes; Gasterosteidae. The record is from RefSeq and is a predicted model, not a curated record. Bases 1647 to 3161 code for a protein of 504 amino acids.